Molecule: messenger RNA, 691 nt
Organism: Telopea speciosissima
Lineage: Eukaryota; Viridiplantae; Streptophyta; Magnoliopsida; Proteales; Proteaceae
Product: vacuolar protein sorting-associated protein 25
Exons: 1
Coding region: 63-602 (179 amino acids)
Biological process (GO): protein transport to vacuole involved in ubiquitin-dependent protein catabolic process via the multivesicular body sorting pathway
Cellular component (GO): ESCRT II complex
Molecular function (GO): structural molecule activity; protein homodimerization activity
Source: RefSeq, a predicted model, not a curated record
ACACGAAACAUCACAAAUUCAGAAAUAGGAGGUUAUUUAGUUGAUUCCUAAGCUGUAGAGAGAUGCAGAAAUUGGGUGAUUUCAAGCUACCCCACUUCUUCAAUUACCCACCUUACUUCACGUUGCAGCUAGUGAAGGAUACUCGCGAGAAGCAGGUUCAACUCUGGAAGGAACUGAUACUGGAUUACUGCAGAACCCAAAAGUUAUUUGUGAUUGGACUCAAUGAAGAUUUCCCACUUUUCUCUAAUCCUGCAAUUGAAAGAUCUCUGAGUCAUGAAGCUAAAGAGGUAUUCCUCUCCUCCUUGGUCUCAGAUGGUCGUGCAGAGUGGAUGGAUAAAGGGCAUAAGAAAUGUCUGAUUCUCUGGCUUCGUAUUCAAGAUUGGGCUGAUUGUAUUUUGAGGUUUGUGAAGGAUAAUGGGUUGGAAGAUGGUGUUAUGACAGUUGAGGAAAUACGGUCAGGGAUUGAGUCGCGAGGAACUGAGCUCCAUGGGAUGGACCGCACGGUGCUGAUGCGGGCUUUGAGAUUGCUAGAGCAGAAGGGUAAAGUUGCAAUGUUCAAGGGUUCUUCUGCGGAUGAUGAAGGUGUUAAGUUCUCGGCAUAGUUUAUUUGUUUGUGUUCUUGAAACUUCUUGUAUUGUGUUGAUAUCUGCUUUAAUUAAGUUAUAAUAGUGAGUUCCUUUUUCAGCUUGAA